Messenger RNA from Chilo suppressalis (striped riceborer), 5187 nucleotides. The record is from the annotation of a GenBank genome assembly. NCBI's taxonomy places the organism in Eukaryota, Metazoa, Arthropoda, Insecta, Lepidoptera, Crambidae.
AUCGAUACUUGCCAAAACGUACUCAUUAAGUAAAAGUAUCGAAUACAAAGUAUCGAGUACAAAAGUAUCGGUAUCGAAAGGAAAAGUACUCGAUACCACAAAGUAUCGAUACUUUUUUCGUGUCCCUAAAUAUGUGAAAAUGUCCGUGUGCAUGGUUAUAACCUAUUCAUAAUUUAGAUAAACAUAAAUAAAUAAUUAUAUUCGACAAUCCGUUUAGUAGACACUUCAGAAGGAGAACGAUAAAUGGAUAUACUGUACUUCCAGGGCCCAAAAGUAAAAACUUCACAGUUUUGUUGGUUGUAAUUUCGCAUUUUUGUUGUUAAAAAGGUUUCUGUUAACCACAUUAUUAAAAAAAAUGUCACACUUAUGCACUGGUAGUUUUUUGGAAAAAAAUAUUGAAAAUUUUUACUUUUCUUAUCAAGUGGUGAUACUUCACACUAGGUUAGGUUAGGUUAGUGUUGUGACCAUAACGCGCGAGCCGAGCGAGCAAAGCGAGCGUGCCGCGGCAGCGGCCGGCGAAGCGCCAGAAAAAAAAACUGUUAAAAAGACCUUUUCUACAAAAAAAAACAAGUAUCACCUUUUGGGCCCUGGAAGUACAGUUUUACCCGAUAAAUAUCUGUUCUCUAAAGAAUUUCAUAAUAAACUGUAUUUGAGUUGAUAGCUAUGGUUAUCCUGUUCAGCACCACACGAGAAAAGAUUAAAUUAUUAUUUAUAGUAAUAAUUAUAUUUAUUUAAAUUUCAUAUCUCUUCCAUACAUAUUGCAGACUCAUCCCUUUGCAAGGAAAGACUUUGGAAAGAACCCGUAGCCAGGCAAUCUGUGACUGAAGUGGAAAAAAUCGCUGCUAUUAUUAAAUAAAUAAAAAAAUACAAUAUUCAUAAUAUAUUUUACACUCAGCCAUGUCAAUAGGCUGGUUUGAAUCAAUAGGAAAACCUCAGCUUGUGGUAGCUCCUAUGGUAGAUGCGAGUGAACUGGCUUGGAGACUCUUAUGCCGAAGACAUGGAGCUCAAUUAUGCUACACACCAAUGUUCCACAGUAAUGUUUUUACUAAAGAUCCAAAAUACCGCAAAGAUAGUUUAGUGACUUGUCAAGAGGAUCGACCUUUAAUAGUUCAGUUUUGUGGAAAUAAUCCAGAAGUAAUGGCCUCUGCUGCUAAAAUGGUACAAAAUCACUGUGAUGCAAUCGACAUAAAUUUGGGCUGUCCCCAAUCAAUUGCUAAAAGGGGAAGAUAUGGCUCAUUUUUACAAGAUGAUUGGAAACUCUUGCAAGAUAUUGUAACUGCAAUGUCUAGAGCUGUAUCAGUGCCAAUCUCUUGCAAAGUGAGAAUAUUUGAGGAUAUUGAAAAGUCUGUGCGCUAUGCUUUGAUGCUGCAAGAAGCUGGUUGCAAAAUGCUUACAGUACAUGGCAGGACGAGAGAGCAAAAGGGUCCUCUUACUGGUAUUGCUAGUUGGAAACACAUAAAAGCAGUAAGGGAAGCAGUAUCAAUACCUAUGUUUGCAAAUGGAAAUAUACAAUGUCUAGAAGAUGUGUACAGAUGUCUGAAAUAUACCAAGGUUGAUGGGGUUAUGAGUGCUGAAGGUGUACUCACCAACCCUGCUCUGUUUGAAGGUAUUAACCCUGUGACUUGGGAAAUGGCACUUGAGUACCUUGACUUGGUUGAACAGUAUCCCUGCCCAACAUCUUACAUAAGAGGGCAUUUAUUUAAAAUAUUCCACAAAAUUUUCACAUUUCAAGAUAAUUCCGACAUCAGAGAACUUUUAGCCACAGGUCAAAAUCUUGAACAUUUCAGAGAAGUAAGCUUAAAAAUUAAAGAAAAAUAUUUGCAAUACCAUGAGGGUAAAGCACAUUUUGAAAAUAGUGAUAACAUUACUCGUAAUGGCUUUGAUUUAAUACUACCACCAUGGAUAUGUCAACCUUAUGUUAGAAUAUCUCCUGAAGAGCACACGAAAAAAAUGGAUACAUUAUGUAAGAAUCAGUUUGUGAAUGGCAGUAAAAGGAUAUUCGAAGAUCCUGAUGGCAAUGCUAUAUCAAGAAAAAGAAUGAAAAAAUUAAGAAAAAUUAUGAGAAGACCAGUAAAAGAAGAUGAACAGCAUAAUGGAAGAUCAGGGGAAAUAUGUACGAAUGGUACCUGCCGUAAUCCACUUGGUGGGAAGUGUGAAUACCAGCUGUGCAAAAAAUGUUGCAAAAAUAAGUGCUAUGAGGAAGAUUUGGACUGUAAAGGGCAUAGGAUACUUGUACAUACUAGAAGAGAAAUGGCCAAGAAACAUGCAAAAGAAGUGACGUAGUUAUAUUAAUAUUAUAUUAAUUACUAGUACACCCAUAAUAAUGAGCUUCGUUUGACAACACCAUUAAUUUUAAAUUAUUGCUCCAAUCAAAGAAACUUCUUCCUUCUAUAUUUUUUUGAACGUUAUCAGAAUGAAGCCCAUAUUAUGGUAAUAUAAUAUUUUUGUUACCUACUUCUUACGUUGAAUACCUUUGCCUAUAUUUAUAAUAAAACAUCUUUUUUUACCUAAUGGUUUUUGUAUCGUUAUUACCUACUUAGGCGUCGCGUCGCGCAAACGUACACUUAGAUACUUUUUGUUGGCUUCAUGGCCAGCCAUUUUAGCACUUGUACUCACUGUAUACAUACAGGGUGUAAAACAACCUAUGACAAAGACUAAAACUACGUAUUCUGUACACCCAAACAAGUCAUAUUACAAAAUAUUAUAAGUGGGAAAAAAUUGUAUUUAAUGUAAAGCGCGUCGCGCUACUGUGGCGCUACGCAAAGAAUGUGCCUGUGUGUAAGUGCGAUAAAAAAGUUUCUUAAUAACGUUUUGAAAAUAUUAAUGUAUACCUACAUCUUGAAAAAAAAAACUGACUUUAACCUUCAAUAUUUCCAUAACCAUAAAUUUCCCAGUAUAGUCCAGAAGAAAAACAUUAUCGUCAUGAUGUGGAAAAUACGGGGCCUUCGACUUCGUUAUAGGUUAUUUUACACCCUGUAUAUUUUGACCUUCAUCGCUGUCCAUCAUUAUCAUAGAUAGUUUGUUAAUGUCGUAGAAUAGUACCUACACAACAAGACGAAGUUCAUGAACUUAUCGGUUUUAAUAUUAGGCUCAGCCCCAGGAAACUUGGGUUGCUAUUUUACGACAAUGCUGUCACCUCGUCCCUUCUUCUUACUAUGUUCGCUCUCUCUGCCUGUGAAUCAGCAAUGCGUAAGUGGACCUCCAUUUUCUUAUUAAUGUAUCACUGUUAUAAUUAAUAAAGUGCUCCUAUAAACUUUUUCCCUAUUAUGUUAUGUAUGUAUGUUACUUUGUGGCACACUAGUGUGACCGACGAUUGUGACCAAACCCGAUUUUGAUGAUUCAUAUGUCAAUCGAUUCGUCUUAAUCAAGUUUGUGCUACCAAAGAUAUGAUAGUUAUCGAAAUUCAGUAAGGGGACAAUGAGGUGCCAUAUUGUGACAAAGAAAAAAAAUAACUUGACGAAAUAUGUCGUAUACGAUUUUCGUAUGUUGCGUGCGCGUGCAGGUUGCCCGUGGUACGUGCGCAACAUCGAUUUGCAUUGUAAUUUCAAUUUAGACUCCAUCGCGAAGUAGAUAUAUGAAGGACGCCUCGAGACGGUAUUUUGAUAAAGCCGCGCAUCAUCCAUACCCUUUAGUAGUCCAAGCCAUUAGCUAUCACACGUCCGCCCUCCAAUUGUAGGUCCCUCCAAUUCCAUCGGCCUAGGCACGUCUUAGAGUACCCCGACGACGAAAUCACUCGCGCCAACGCGCCUCCGACUCCGCCCACACAGGCCACAAACACCAACACUACACAGCUAGCAUACUUGCACACUAGCUUAGCAUUAGGCAGACACCGCACCCGUGCGAAGACCCGGUCUACACAUGACACGCUAUACCAGGUACAGGUACGUACGAAUAUCUGGGCGUUUUUCUUUUCCCCACGACAACGGCUAACUAGAGCCGAGAUCCGAGUCUCAGAGACGCCCUCUAGUUGAGCCGACCCCCUCAGGAAAAAAAUGGGCUACUCGCAGUAUCUAAUCCUAUGCGAAGCACUUACAAUAAAACUGUGAUAAAGUUCCUUCUUAUUAAAUGAUGAAAAAUAAAUUAUUAUAAUUGGUAUUUAACAUUUAAUGAAAAACUCAGAAUUAUACAGUUUUUAAAGGACAUUGCUCGUUCCCCAUACAUUCAAUGCCCUAGAACGCUCAGCAAUGUGAAAAUGCUAGUUGUGUUCGGAAUCAUUCAUAAACUCUCAUAAGACAUUUUGUUGAGAUAGGGACAACUUGAACCGUGGCCUACUACAGAAUGUAUUAGAUUUUGAGGUUAUAAUUAUUAUACUUAAUCGUAAAAGAUGUCCACUUUAUAUAUUCUGAAUAGAUUUAGUGUCUACCUCUAUGUAAGCACUUAAAUAAUAUGCAUUAAAUGAACAUAAAAUGCAAUUAAUAAUAAAAAUAAUAAAUGCUUAUAUUCAUAUUGAUUUAUGAGUUUUGGCAGUUGGCACCUAUGAUACCUUUAACUACCUGUUGUAGUAAUAGAUUUAUUUUCAAAUGAAAUGUUGAAAGUCUUUCCACUUACCAGUUUCUAUAUUUUACUAUGGGUAAUUAGGUAUGUACCCGGUUAUCAUUAUGAUUUUCAUAAAAAUAAACAGAUAUUAAAUGGGACGGGAGUAUAAACUAUCAUAAUUCAUAAUAUAAUACAUAAUUUCAGAAAUAAUCUUUUUAUAAAUAUAAUAUAAAUACUAGUGAUAAGUAUUAUUAACUAAGGUACCUAUUUCUAUUCUUAUCCCAAUAAAUACCUAUGGUCGCCUAUAUUGCAUUUAUUAAUAGAUUACUAGAUUUACAGUUGUUACUUACGUGGCUCGUACAGAGUGCCUUUGUUAUUUAUACACUUUUUAUUCUCAAGUCAUAAAUGCCCUGCCUACCCUGUGGGGCCAAGCGUAAUUUUAAUAAGGACUGGAAGUAGGCUCGUAUUCGGUGUUGGACUGGGAGUUAAUGCACAAGAGUCUCAGGCAUUGUCCUAAUACAACGCGAUAACGCGAUCAUCGCGCGUUUAAACGAUGCGACCAUCGCGUGAUCGCGAACUGGGUGUCCUAAUAGAACGCGAAUACGCGAUCACGAUUGACACACAGUUUGGUCGGGUUAGCCCUGCCCUUCUCCCCGCUUCCUAUCGACGCGACGCGAUCAUCGCGCGAACUUCAGUUAGGACACCUAUUCA